UAAACUGGAUCAUACGGAGACGUUACCGGACAGUUUGAUGGAAAUACAGUAGGAGCGUUGGUUAACGUUCGCGGUUCACUGGAGGCGCGUUUUACAACUUUGUACCAAUUGUCUAGCUGGUUCUCGGUGCGAGUCCAAGUAAUGGGAUUGUUGUUGCUGAUGGCAAAUUGAGUGAACACUGUUGAUUCGAGUUUUAGCAUAGGCACGUUUGACGUUGGCUACAACGUUAAGUGUUUAGCAAGUAAAAGCUAGGUAUCCUCAGUGUUUACGGUCGCGUUGAGCAGCCAGUUGCUUUAGCCUGUCACGUUAUCGACAAAACGCCAGGUGGUCAGGUACUUGGCAAAGAUGGGUGACAUAAACCCAUCGACAUCCCAUGCAUUUCAAUCGGAGGGGUUCAGUCCGCCGUACAAGAGGAGGAGGACGGUAGAGGACUUUAACAAGUUUUGCACUUUUGUGUUGGCCUAUGCCGGUUACAUACCAUACCCCCAAGAGGACUCUCCACUGCGCAGUAGUUCCAGCCCCCCCAACAGCACUGGCAGUACAGCUGACAGUGAUGCCUGGACCCCAGGACCUCCAACCUCCUACCCCCAGCGCCCUCCUAAGAUCCCCCAGGACAGGAGCAGGAAACAUCCACAGCCAGGAGCCACACUGUCCAGUCACACUAAGAAAGAUCACACAAUCACCACUCUUCACCCAGAUGACCGCAGGAAAGCCGACAAGCUAAAGAAGAAAAGGAGGAGAAAGGAGAGGGAGCAUCAGGCUGGUGAGGAUAGUGAGGGUCAGCAGAGCCACUCAGCAGUUGCAGAGCUGAAGUACCCCAUCUCUUUUGGUGGCCGAAUGAUCAAAGAAGAGCCUGAAGAUGAUAUCAGCAUUCCCCUCCACCCCCAGCGUCUGCCUAGCCCACCUCCUUGCAAGAAGGAGCCCAAGGAGGAGCGUCGAUAUUGGGAUGGACGAGAUCUAGAAGAGGGGGUAGUCAAGGUACAGAAGGUUGAGGGCUUUUCAGGAAACAGAACGGUGUUCCGCCAGGGGAAACAGGUGGUGUUCAGAGACGAAGAUGGCUCAGGAGAGGAUGAGGACAUUAUGGUGGACUCGGAUGACGACUCAUGGGACCUGGUGACAUGUUUCUGUAUGAAGCCUUUUGCAGGUCGGGCCAUGAUUGAGUGUGACAAGUGCCACACCUGGAUCCACCUGUCAUGCGCCAAGAUCCGCAAGAGUCACGUUCCAGAGACAUAUGUGUGCCAGAGCUGCCGAGAGACACACGAACCCCCAGAUACCCGCCGUUCACACCGUUCCCGCAUAGGCCCGCGCAAACAUCUGCUAGACUGACCCCUGAACUCUGACCCUUUCCUCUUCUGCUUCCCCUCCACCUGCUGGACUGAUCCUUCCUCAGAUUCAGGUCUUACACCCUUCAGUCUCUUUCCUCGAUGGUCGGCCAUAAACCCACAUUUCUUUGAACACUUUGGUGGACCUAUCCAAAUCCCUUAUCCCAUAUGAAAAUGGUUUGAGACCUAUUUUAGAUUUACUAAGGUUUGUUUCUGCUUCCCUACAGACUCUGUGCGUAAGGCAAUCACUGAAUGGAUGUCUGUCUGUAGAUAACAACAGCAUAGCAGCAAACCGCUACUGUUGGGACUUGGUGUCUUGUGAACACUGGAAACAUUUGAACUGCCAGAUAGAGAGAAACUGCCACCUUCUGUGGUGCAUGCUGGGAUUUAUGGGAGAGACGGUUUGCACUUUUUCUCACUUUAUUUGUUUUUAAAUCCAUCGAAGCAUUCAUUCAUAGGAACAGCUAUGUCUUUCUGAUGAAACUGGAUUUGAUUUUUCUGAGAGGCCUCUUAAGAUUACAUAAUAGUGUAAAAAAGAGAAAACAAGUUAAGCCUUGUGUUAAUUGCUUCAGAUGGUGCUAUAGUAUUAAGCUGAGGUAUAAUCCAGUAGAACAAAGAUGUAGGAUAAGAUACUAGAGUCUGCAUCUAUGUCAUCUGAUUGUUGUUUUGUUUUGUUAUUUAAGACUGUGUGAAAGAUUAUCAUUGAGGCUUUAAGCCUGUACCACUGAACCAAGUGCUUGUUCCUCUCCCUUCUCCGCAAACUGUCUU
This is a messenger RNA of Monopterus albus (swamp eel), 2090 nucleotides long. It is a transcript of the gene phf13, whose product is annotated as PHD finger protein 13. The transcript is spliced from 5 exons. Lineage: Eukaryota; Metazoa; Chordata; Actinopteri; Synbranchiformes; Synbranchidae. The coding region runs from base 346 to 1326 and encodes 326 amino acids. The record is from RefSeq and is a predicted model, not a curated record. Gene Ontology annotation, molecular function: chromatin binding. Gene Ontology annotation, cellular component: nucleus. Gene Ontology annotation, biological process: mitotic chromosome condensation.